Molecule: messenger RNA, 2079 nt
Organism: Striga asiatica
Lineage: Eukaryota; Viridiplantae; Streptophyta; Magnoliopsida; Lamiales; Orobanchaceae
Source: the annotation of a GenBank genome assembly
AUGACCGACGCCUGCGCGAAUUUCUUUUUCCUCCUGUUUUUUAUUCCAAUUCCCGACUUGGAGUUGUCCUCUCAACGGGCGGCUUUAGCAGGCUCUGCUGACGAUUGGCGGGCGAUUUCGUUUUCGCGAGCGUUGUUUGCCGCCUACUCGGUGGCAAGAGACUACCAGGGAGAUCUUUUUGAAAUUGGCAUUCGAGCGAAAGUUGUUGAUGGCCAUGAUAAGGGAUUAGGGAGUCGGGUGUAUGGCAAUAGAAUGGGUCAUCAUCGGGUGAACAGAAGAUCAUUCUAUCAGUUACUUGCGAAACAAGAAUCGUUGGUUCACAGCCUAGAUGGAAAUGAACAACCCAUCGUGAACGGUUGUAGUGUUAACCCUGGCCCAGGACGCGACCAGGAGGCCCAGACCGGGUUCGGGAAUGGUCCAGCAGGUUCGGGGAGUGUCAGUGAGUUCACGAUAUGGAGUAAACCAGAUGAGAUGAGCUCCGAUCUGUCUGAACCGCCUCUAGACCGCCGUGAAUACCAGCAAGAAUCCAACGCCAAAGGGGUUGCCGGCGAAGGGCCUCCGACGCUCAAGUCAGUAAAUGGAAGAGAGGAAGAUGGAAGCUCUGAGAAAUACAUGGCUAGAAAUACCUUCCCGAAUUUCUCGGACUGCCCCGGUCAGACUGCCCAUACUUCCACGAGAUUUGAUCUUAUCUGCAUAGCCAUCCACUCCAAGAGGACCAAGAAGUUGCUUGCCGGCACAGCUGCUCCUGAAAAACGUUUGCGGUUUAAGACAACAACAGAUGCCUCUGAGAAACAAGUUAUUGAGGCCAUGCAGAAAAUAGCUUCACACAUAAAGAAUCCAUCAAAGUUCACCAAGGCAUCAAAGCUUGCAAUACAGCUGAUUCAGGCUGGCAGUGUCAAGGAAGAAACCAGCGACUAUUUCUUUUCUAUACUUGAAUCUUCAAUGUCUUCUAUAAAAAAUUGCAAUGAGCCCUCCGUGCGUGCUGAUUAUCAUGCGCUGUUCUCAGCAGCUCAAGAUGUAGCUGAAUGCCUUAAAAUGGAGCAGCGAAAAUUGUUGAGUACAUGGACAAUAAGGGCUGUUUGUGCAAAUGAUCUGUUCACAGAUGAUAGCUUUGUGGUAGCUCAGACCUUUUUAUCCACCUUUCAUCUUCAUGCACCAUCUUCUCUUUUAAUAUUGCCGAUUGCCGAUUCCUCUACUCGUCAUGUCCAUAGUUCUGGUUUUGUUCACCUUGCUCCCUCUAUUUCGAUACACUCUUUCUCGAAAGUAACUGGAAGAAUAAAAGAUCUGAUUUUGACCCUUCCUUUGGCAACUAAAGAAGAUGAUGCGGAAGAAGCUGUGGCCCUAAAAAAUGAGGCCGGCGAGUUGAAUGCAGAUGGACAGCUCAACAAGGAACUCUCUCCUGUUACAUUUAAUGAAGAGGCCGAUGACCCAUAUGGACUAGAUGCCCUGAUAUCAAAGGAGGAAAAAACAAAUAGGAAAAAGGUGCCAUUGUCAAAUUCCGUAAAAGACGAUGAACAACAGAGCAGGAGACUUCUCAAGUUACAGAGAGAGGCUUUGGUCAGCUGUUUAGAGAUUGCUGCAAAGAGAUACAAAACACCAUGGUGCCAGACGACCAUUGACAUCUUAGCGAAGCAUGCAUUUGAUAAUAUUGCAAGAUUCACAACUCAACAACGGGAUGCCAUUUCGAAGCUUUGGGCCUCAAUUAGGGAACAACAAACUCACAGAAAACAAGGAAAGUCUGUGUCUGGGAAACUUGAUGUAAAUGCCUUUGAAUGGCUUCAGCACAAUGUAAUGAUCUUACCCUUAUUAUGUCUUGGUGGCCAAGAAAGGGUUGCUCGAAAGUACAACGUGCUGCCCGGUCCCAGGUCGAGCAGUACGCGUAGGGAUGGUUUUAGGUCGUCAGAUCUCGAUUUGUCUGGCUCACAUUCUAACGAUUCAAUCAACCAAGCGUUUGACGAUCAUAUUAGAUCGCCCUUUGUAGGUCGCGCGCUGGCUUUUCCAGAACGAGUUGGUCCCUCCCGGGGCCUCAGGGAAAAUCCUGAGGGAAAGGUUGACUGGGAUGAGCUCCAACAAGCUUGA